GGAGUCGAAGGGUUGACGCUCGAAACAGUUGUUUGUGUAAUAGUUAACUGUGAGGGCUCUGUCCCGGAGACCACUUGGCAGAAGAUAGUGAUGGUCACAGCGCUGAUGAUAAUAGAAUGAGUAGAGCAGGCUCGGCUUUACACAGGGUCCUGGCAAGUUUGCAUCAUGCUGCGGGAGCAGCUCGGUGGAGGAGCAGCUGUCGCCCGUCUCCUCUGCUGACAGCUGCUCCCUCUCGCGCCCUCAUAGAUGAACAGAUCAGCAUUACAGGUCAUUUCCUGCCACCACACUGUCCAGUUACCGUGUGUUCGAAAAUGCACUGUGAUGAUGGGGACCAGUGGGAGGCCUACGCCCAUUAUACUACAGACGCAGAUGGCACUGUCAGCUUGAGCCGGGAUCAUUCAGUCGGUGGCAUGUAUGUGGGUUGUGAACCCAUGGGACUCUUCUGGGGACUGAAGCCUGCUCCUGGGGCCAGAGAGGGUUUGAGACUACGGAAGAAAAACGUAGAGACUCCCUACCUAGUACACAUAUCCUUGUUGGAGGGCCACGUUUGCCCCAGUGAGGGGCCGAGCACUGAGCUGGCAGCUGUGAUGGCAGAGCGCUGGUACAUGGCACCGGGUGUAAGGAGAACAGAAAUCCGCCAGAAUGGACUCGUGGGCACAUUAUUCUUACCCCCAGGCCCGGGCCCGUUUCCAGCCAUGUUGGACCUGUGGGGAAUGGGUGGCGGGUUGGUAGAGUACCGCUCUGCCCUGUUGGCAUCCAGAGGCUAUGCAAGCUUCACCAUUGCCUAUAUAGGACACAAAGAUCUACCUGGUCCAAAGAACUGCAUCAGUGUUGGUGAUCCAUACUUUAAGUCAGCGUUCCACUUCCUACAAGAUCAUCAUCAGGUGUGUGGAGACAGAGUUGGGCUCUUCGGCCUGUCGUUCGGAACCUACCUGUGUUUACGGCUUGCCACGCAGCCUGAUGUCAAUCCAUCUUGUUUAAUUUGUGUCAAUGGCCCAGUGGGAAGUCUCAGCAAGCUCUCAGAUCCAGAUGGCAGGACUGAAGACUUUGAAAGGGACCAGACGUAUUGGCUGUAUGAUGAUCAGGAACGUGUCAGUUUUAAAAAUGUUUCUUUGCCUGCUAACAUUAACCCUGACAACAUAGUGAAGAUAGAGAAUCUCAAAUGCCCAUUAGCAUACAUUGUGGGUGAAGAUGACGUCAGCUGUGCGAGCAUAGACAAUGCAAACCUGAUCGAGGAGACUCUGCGGGCUGCAGGUAAACCCGAGCUGUUCACUCGCCUGUCGUACCCUGGUGCAGGUCACCUGAUUGAACCACCAUACGCCCCAAAUUCAAGAAUGUCCAUGUGGAGGAUCAAACCACAAAAAUUAAUGACUGUCUGGGGAGGUCACCCUGCUCCUCACGCUGCCGCUCAGGAAGACGCCUGGAGGAAGGUGCUGGAUUUUAUGGCCAGGCAUCUGAGACGUUGAUUCUGAUUCACUGUCUUUGACUUUCUGUUUAAUAAAAAAAUAUGAAU
Messenger RNA from Betta splendens (Siamese fighting fish), 1513 nucleotides. RefSeq names its product peroxisomal succinyl-coenzyme A thioesterase-like. Lineage: Eukaryota; Metazoa; Chordata; Actinopteri; Anabantiformes; Osphronemidae. Gene Ontology annotation, molecular function: fatty acyl-CoA hydrolase activity. The transcript is spliced from 11 exons. The record is from RefSeq and is a predicted model, not a curated record. The coding region runs from base 117 to 1466 and encodes 449 amino acids. Gene Ontology annotation, biological process: fatty acid metabolic process; acyl-CoA metabolic process.